CAAUUAAUAUGCUGGAUAUCUCGAACUGACAACUAAAUUUUCGAUGUAUGCCACGCACCCAAAAGGAUUGGCAUUUGAAUUCCAUACACUCUUGGGAUUAGAAUAAAAAUUGCUUGCAGAACGAGGCCAAUAUUGCCGGUCAACUAACUUUUAGUCAAGUGAAACGGAAAUGGCAUAUAAAAACGUGUGUCUAGAAUUGGAAACGCCAAGCCCUCCGGAGACUCCAGCUGUGGCACUUCCUCCGCCGACAUCUGUCGCCACUCUGCGGGCCAGUGCCACGGAGUUCGUUCCACAGGUGCCACUAGCCAGCGACCGAGUGCCAACCGAGUCUGAGGAUGAACGAGAAGAUUUCUCGGACGAGGACAGAUAUAGCGUGGAGCGGACUACAUUGACUGCUCCCAAGCCCGUGAGCUAUGGACUCCGCUUUUAUAAUAGCCAUUACGAGCCCGAGAACGGAAGUGACAGUCACUCUGUGGAGGCAGAGAAGAAGAGAAAGUUCAGCUAUCGCACUCCCAAAUUCCGACCGAAUUUGGCAUCAUCCGGUCGUGUUCCGAAGGUCGAAACAACGUUUUUGCCCUCAACAAAGCCUCCCAAGGAGCUCACGAGCGGACAGCCGCACUUCAAGGGCCCAUACAUGCCUCUCCUCCAGCACCGCAUCGCCAAUGCCGAUGCAUACGGCCUCAUCCGGGGUCCCAACGAGCGGAGCAGUAUGUUGCUCGACGACAUGGUCAAGCAGUUGGCCCGCCUAGACCACUGUCCCUUCAAUCUGAAUUCCUUAUUCCGAAGCAGAGGCCCACAAAAUCCAUCAUCAUAGAUGCCGGAGCGCAGGUGUCAAUUUAUAAAAUUAUAAGCGUUUUACUGAUCAAAGGUGACGCUGACUUUGCAGUCGUUCCUUCAAUCAGAUUCAUUCAGUUGUUGAAAACGGUUGAUAGCGAUUGGAAUAGUUAAUAAAGCCUGAAAUAAAAAUGGG
Drosophila serrata is the source of this 970-nucleotide messenger RNA. RefSeq lists its product as uncharacterized. NCBI's taxonomy places the organism in Eukaryota, Metazoa, Arthropoda, Insecta, Diptera, Drosophilidae. The record is from RefSeq and is a predicted model, not a curated record.